Ipomoea triloba (trilobed morning glory) is the source of this 4314-nucleotide messenger RNA. RefSeq lists its product as uncharacterized. The record is from RefSeq and is a predicted model, not a curated record. Gene Ontology annotation, molecular function: DNA helicase activity. NCBI's taxonomy places the organism in Eukaryota, Viridiplantae, Streptophyta, Magnoliopsida, Solanales, Convolvulaceae. The coding region runs from base 1 to 4314 and encodes 1437 amino acids. Gene Ontology annotation, biological process: DNA repair; telomere maintenance. The transcript is spliced from 10 exons.
AUGAAGAAACUGUCAAGUUCCACAGUCAUUGGAAAUAAGAGGAAGCUACCAUACUCAGCUAGCCAAGAUGGAAAUGUUGUUAAUACGACUAUUCGUAACACGGCGGAAGAUUAUAUGAUGGGCCAGACAUCUGAUAAUCGUACUGAUAAAGGCACUACAUGCAACACUAAUUACAAACAACUAACAGGAAGUGAAAAUUCAACGUAUAUUGGAACGAUUACAGGUACUCCAAAAAAUCGUUUCAAUGUUACAUUGGGAUCCAAAAAUUCUCUACCUUUGAGUGAUAUUACAAAUUGUAACGGGACAAUUCGAAGUAAGAAGAUCAAAGGUUCAUUGACGUUGACGGAAGUAUCAACAAUAGACAAUAAUGUGAAUGCACAUAAAUGGAGUGAGCGUAGCCAAUCAUACUCCUUGGGCAUUUCUCGGCCAAAUAUUACUCAAGAAUCGGAUCCACAAGUUGUAAUUUGUCGAGAUUUAAGUCAAGAUUUUGAUGAAGUUAUGGAGAGUGAAGUUCAAUCUGUGUAUCUUAACUUACAACGUAUUCUUUUCAAACGGAAGAACAAUGACAAAGAUAGCAUUCAUGUUGAAGUUGUCUCUGAUAUUAAAAAAGUUUUGGACGAGAACAAUGUGUUAGUACAAUCCUUCCGUAAUGCAAAGACACAUAUUCAAGCAAAUCCACGGGUAGAAAUCAAGAUGAGACUAAUUGGCAAACGUAACAAAGAUGCCCGAACAUAUAACCUCCCAACAGCGUCUGAGGUUGCAACACUCAUUGUAGGAGACUUGGAACCAACAAUGGGUCAACGUGAAGUCGAGACUAGAUCUGGUCUCUUGAAAAGGAUUAGUGAGUUGCACCCAUUGUACUUACCGUUGCAAUACCCACUCUUAUUUCCAUAUGGAGAGGAUGGCUAUAGAGAGGAUAUACAGCGAUGUAAAGAUUCCAACAAAAAAUCUAACAGUAGGGUCCGCAUAACAGCGAGGGAAUUCUUCUCUUUUCGGAUGCAUGAACGACCCGGAGAGCUCUCGACUUUGUUAUUUUCCAAAAGGUUGUUUCAACAAUUCUUGGUAGACGCUUACACCAUGGUGGAAACUGGAAGGCUCAUAUACAUAAGGAACAAUCAAAAGUCAUUAAGAUGUGAAGCUUACAAAGGGUUGUCAGAUGCACUAACCCGUGGUGAGAUUGAUCCUAGCACACAAGGGAAGCGUAUUAUUCUACCAUCUAGCUUCACGGGCGGUGCUAGGUAUAUGGUUCAGAACUACCAGGAUGCUAUGGUCAUAUGUCGUUGGAUAGGUUAUCCAAAUCUAUUCAUCACAUUUACUUGCAAUCCUAAGUGGCCAGAAAUUGAAUGGUACUUAGGUAAGCGUGAUUUGAAAGCUGAAGACAGGCCCGAUAUUGUUUGCCAAAUUUUUAAGAUGAAGUUGGAUGAUCUAAUAAAAGACCUUCGAACUGGAGAAUUGUUUGGUACAGUUAGAGCAGUCAUUUACACUAUUGAGUUCCAAAAGUGUGGUCUACCGCAUGCUCACAUUCUACUCUUCUUAGCAAACAAUGAUCGGAAUGCGGGGUGCAAUUUUAUUGACAAAAUGAUCGCAGCAGAAAUACCAGAUAAAGAAGUUGAUCAAGAGUACUACAAAUGUGUUGAAGAAUUUAUGGUCCAUGGUCCUUGUGGAAAUGUAAGAAAGCAAUCUCCGUGUAUGGUGAAUGGAAGGUGUUCGAAGCAUUUUCCAAAGAAGUUUGUUGACUCAUCGACUUUUGAUGAAGAUGGUUACCCAAUAUAUAGACGGAGAGAUGAUGGUAGGUUUGUUAUGAAAAGUGAGAUUCAAUUGGACAAUAGAUUUGUUGUACCACACAAUAGGUAUUUGCUGCUUAAAUAUAGGGCUCAUAUGAAUGUGGAAUGGUGUAAUCAAUCAAGAUCAAUCAAAUAUUUAUUCAAAUAUGUUAAUAAAGGGAAUGACAGGGUCACAGCUGAGUUCUAUAAAAGUACCUCUGACAGUAAUGGGAAUGAAGUCAUCGAUGAGAUUAACAUGUAUUACGACUGUAGGUACAUAUCAGCUUGUGAGGCUACUUGGCGGCUAUUUAGCUUUGAGGUACAGUUUAGAACUCCAGCGGUGGAGAGAUUGAGCUUUCACCUACCAGACUGCCAAACAAUAAUUUUUGAAGAUGACGACCCAGUUGACAACGUAUUGAUGAGGGAGACAAUUGGUCAAAGUAUGUUUAAUGGUUGGUUUGAAGCGAACAAAAAGUUUCCCGAGGCUAAGUUAUUGACUUAUAUUGAGAUGCCAACUAAAUUUGUUUGGAAAAAGGAUAUUCGAGAAUGGAGUCCAAGAAAGAAAGGUUUUGUCAUAGGUAGUAUUUUCUAUGUACCACCGGGUACGGGAGAGUUGUACUACUUGAGAUGCCUUCUAAACAUAGUUCGCGGGCCUACAAGCUUUGAGGAAAUUCAGUUUUUUAAUGGUAUACAAUAUACUUCAUUUAGAGAUGCAUGUUAUGCCCGUGGUCUAUUGGAUGAUGAUAAGGAGUAUAUUGAUGCCAUUAAAGAAGCAAGUGAUUGGUCAUCUGCUCAUUCUAUGAGAAAACUUUUUGUGACAUUGUUGACAUCAAAUUCAUUUAAUAGGCCUGAAAUUGUUUGGAAGGAGGUGUUGGAUUACCUGUCUGAAGAUGUGCAAUACAAUCAACGCAUAUUCUUAUCAAUUCCAGAUUUAGUUUUAACAAAUGAGGAGAAAGAGAAUCUAACUCUAAUAGAGUUAGAAAAAUUGUUGCAAGUAUACAACAAAUCAUUAAAAGACUUUCCUCCCAUGCCCACACCACGAGCUGCUUCUACAAGGUUAAAUGGAAAUCGUUUGUUGUUUGAAGAGCUGUCAUAUGAUCGUGUAGUUCUUGCAGAUGAAAGCGAUAGGUUUGUUAGCCAACUCACUGAAGAGCAACGUGGUGUUUACGAUACAAUAAUUGGAGACGUGUUAUCUAACAAAGGUGGAUUGUUUUUUGUUUAUGGUUAUGGAGGAACAGGGAAAACAUUCUUAUGGAAGACCCUAUCUGCCACAUUGCGAUCUCAAGGUUUCUUAUGGAAGACCCUAUCUGCCACAUUGCGAUCUCAAGGUGGCAGGACGGCACACUCAAGGUUUGCUAUACCAAUUAACAUUGGCAGGACGGCACACUCAAGGUUUGCUAUACCAAUUAACAUUAAUGAGGACUCCACCUGCAAUAUUAAACUCGGUAGCGACCUUGCUGAGUUGAUUUCAAAGGCAAAGUUAAUCAUUUGGGAUGAAGCUCCAAUGAUGCACAAACACUGCUUUGAGGCACUAGACAGAACUAUGCGAGACUUGCUUCGUUUCACCAAUCCUGCAAGUGAGAGAUAUACGUUUGGUGGUAAGACUGUAGUACUUGGUGGUGAUUUUAGGCAGAUUUUACCAGUUAUACCGAAGGGCUCUAGGCAAGAUAUUGUUUCUUCAACCAUCAAUUCAUCAUACUUAUGGGAAAGUUGUACGGUUCUAAGGUUGACAAAAAAUCUACGUUUGGAAAAUAUGGAAAAUGCUGAAGAAAAACAAGUAGAACAAUUUGCAAAGUGGAUAGCUUCUAUUGGGGAUGGUACAGCAGGUGCAUCUAACGAAGAUUGUCCAGAGGUUGUGAUUCCAAAUGAGAUGUUGUUGUCAUCAAAUGGCGACCCAAUUGCCACUAUUGUUGAAAGUACAUUUCCCAUGUUCCAAAAUGGUUCAUGUGAUAACAGUUUUCUUGAGAGUAGGGCAAUUUCGGCACCAACAUUGGAUGUUGUGAACGCUGUUAAUGAUUACAUGAGUAGCAUGCACGAAGCUGAGAGUCGAACAUAUCUUAGUUGUGAUUCUGUAUGUAAAACGGAUAAUGGUAGUGGAGUUCUUGCAGAUGUUCACACACCUGAGUUUCUUAAUGGCCUUAAGGCAUCAGGUACACCAAACCAUUCUUUGACAUUGAAGGUUGGUUCACCGGUGAUGUUGUUAAGAAACAUUGAUCACUCUCUCGGCUUAUGUAAUGGCACUAGACUGGUUAUUGAUCACUCUCUCGGCUUAUGUAAUGGCACUAGACUGGUUGUAACAAGACUUUCUGGCUUAUGUAAUGGCACUAGACUGGUUGUAACAAGACUUUCUGAGCAUGUAAUUGAAGCUAAGAUAAUGUCAGGCAGACUUUCUGAGCAUGUAAUUGAAGCUAAGAUAAUGUCAGGCAGUCAUUCUGGUACAAGGGUGUUGGUCCCUAGGUUGAGUAUGACGCCUUCAGAUCCAAGAUUGCCAUUUAAGUUUAGCAUAGUAGAAGACAAUUUCCUUUAUGCUUUCAUAUGCUAUGACCAUUAA